Rhipicephalus sanguineus (brown dog tick) is the source of this 918-nucleotide messenger RNA. RefSeq lists its product as uncharacterized. NCBI's taxonomy places the organism in Eukaryota, Metazoa, Arthropoda, Arachnida, Ixodida, Ixodidae. Bases 1 to 918 code for a protein of 305 amino acids. The record is from RefSeq and is a predicted model, not a curated record. The transcript has a single exon.
AUGGCGGCACCAGACAACGCCCUCCGCGGCAUCAUCUACAACGCCGUGGACUCCCAAACCCAGGAAGAGAUCAUCCAAGAUCUCCAGUCCAUGAAUGUCAACACCCCCUACGCCAUCGCCGAUGCGCGCCAGAUGGGGCGCUCCAAAUCCAUCCUCAUCACCUUCGUUGGCACUACCACCCUCCCCUCCUCGAUCGUCUUCAAUUGCGGAGUCUACCGCUGCCACCCGUUCCGCCCGAAAGCCGAGGCCUGCACGAACUGCUGUACUCCUGGCCACUGCGCGGACGUCUGCACCAAGCCCAAGUCCGCCCUCUGCUGCCGCUGCGGCCAAGCCCACAAUACAGUUGAGCCCCCGACCUGCGUCCCAUGCUGCAUCCUUUGCAAGGAAGCCCACCUCACAGGCUCGCGCCCGUGCAAGCUCCGGUUCGACCGGACCGGCCCGUCACCCUCGACCCACUCUAAGCCCCAGCCUCCCCCACCAGCGCCAUCCACCGGGCCCAUCCUCAAGAGCUCCCGGCCUUCCCGCCCCCGCCGCCGAUCUACAUCCCGUGGUGCCCGUUCUACCAGCCGCCACCGCUCCGUCUCUUUCCCGCCCCUGCCUAGGCCGGAGGCGUCCACCACCCCCACCAUCGCUACCAACACCACAGCCAAACCACCGGUAAGCUCGAUAACGCAGCCUCACACGUCGGACUCCAAAAUCGCGGCUCUCGAGGCCACUAUUGCUGCCCAGCAGCUCCAAAUUCAAGAGCUGUCGCUCCAGCUGCAGGCCGCGCUGGCGCGUCUGUCCUCUCCCGCUCCUCCUCCUCCUUCCCCAGCCGCCGCACCUACACGAACGCCAUCUCCGCCGGCGCCAGCUGAGGAGUCCAUGAACACGGCACCCUCGGCUGCCAGAGCGCGAAGCCCGCCAGAGCGCGACUGA